UUGAAGGCGUCAGUCCUGUCUCAAUCUGCACCAGUGGAGAAUUGGCCUCUGUUUGUAGUAAUGACACCGUGGAUUUACUUCGUUGAUGCAGCUUGCUCCAUGUCUUCUUCUCUCUUUAUCUAGCGAAAGGUGCACGCUACAAUUAUGGAGUUUUGAAAAGGAAAGUGAGAGUUUGGGGGGAAAGGGGCCCUUUCCCCUCAAGUUUGAUGGUUGGACUGCUGGACAGGAUGGUCAGAGGGGUUGAUGAAAAUAAUCGUUACCUUUUGUAAAUCAGUAGAGGAAUAUCUAUUUUUGCAAACACUUAAAUGUAAGAUUUUGUAUAAAACUGAGUAGAAUUUUUCUAUGUAUUGAAUUCUUAAUGCCAAUGUAUGCUACAAGCACCUUAGUUUGUGUUCAAUUCUUGGUCGAAAUGGUGGACUGAAACAAGUCGCUCUGGGGUCGCUAGGGUGCGGUGGAAACUCAACACAAGCACAAUUCUAGCACUCCAAGCCAUCUCGACCUCUUAUUGAUACAUUUUUUUUGUCUAUGUACCUUUAGCCUCUUGGAGAGCAGCUAUAGUUUGCAAUUUUUCAUUGAGUUUAUUUGUUAGUGGUUGGCUGUGAGAAAGACUUUUGCAGAACAUAAAGGAGGAGAGGUCACUGUGAAAAAUCAGUGAAGGUCAGGAUGAGUCUUGCACUGCAGAACUGCACCCCCAAAUGCCGCUCACUGCAGCACGCAGAGGAUGUAGUAGCGGCACUGACGUGUCGCUCCGAGGCGCCGCUGCGGGGAUUCUUGUCUUCACACUGCCAGAAUGUGGCCACCCUGCGGGAUGACUUUGGCCGCACAGCCCUGCACAUGGCGGCCUCAGUGGGAAAGAAGGCCGUGCUAGAGUGGCUCCUGGAGAGUAAGAGUGCUGACCUGAUGCUGAAGGAUAAGGAAUCAGGCUGGACCGCUCUGCAUCGCAGCGCCUUCUACGGACAUAUCCACUGUCUCAUAUCGCUGGUCAAGCAUGGUGGACUUCUGUCCACCCAGGACAAGGAGGGAUUCUCUGUCCUGGACCUGACGAUGAAGGACCGACCAACACAUGUUGUGUUCAAAAACACUGACCCAACUGAAGUAUACACAUGGGGAAACAACACUAAUUUCAGUCUUGGCCAUGGUAAUCAGGAGAGCCGGCAGCACCCGGAGCUUGUGGAUGUUUUUGCAAGGACUGCAGUUUGCAUAAAGCAGGUGGUUCUGUGUAAAUUCCACUCUGUGUUCCUGUCUCAGAAAGGCCAGGUGUUCACCUGUGGCCAUGGACAAGGAGGACGACUUGGCCAUGGAGAUGAACAGACUUAUCUGGUUCCUCGGAUGGUGGAGGGUCUGAUGUCCCACCACUGCUCCCAGGUGGCAGCAGCGAAAGACCACACGGUGGUUCUUACAGAGGAGGGAUACGUUUACACUUUUGGCCUCAACACCUUUCACCAGCUUGGCCUAGCUCCACCUCCCACCUCAGCGCACGUCCCUAAACAGGUGUUCUCCAAGACGCUUAGAGGGAGGACAGUGAUUGGAGUUGCAGCAGGGAGAUUCCAUACAGUGCUGUGGACCAGGGAGGCUGUCUAUACAAUGGGACUAAAUGGAGGCCAGUUGGGUUACCUCCUGGAUCCUAAUGGAGAGAAGUGUGUGACAGCCCCCCGGCAGGUAUCAGCCUUGCACCAUAAAGAUGUUACCAUAGCCAUGGCAGCAGCGAGUCAGGGAGCAACAGUAGUCGUUACUGAGAAGGGGGAUGUCUACCUGUUGGCCGACUACCAGUGCAAGAAAAUUGCAUCAAGGCAACUCAACAUUAAGAAGGUUCUUGUCAGUGGCGGCAGUCUGGACCACCGUGUCGAUCCACAGCUGCUGAAUGAGGGAGGAGGGGAAAAGGUGGUCAUCUUGGCAUUAGAUGAAGCUGGGAGGGUGUUCUGCUGGCGUUCUUCCGGCAGCUCGGUGAGACAGUGCCGGUGGGCGUACGGACGUCAGGUUUUCAUGUCGGACAUAGCGCUCAGCAAGAACAGCAUGAUGUUUGUGACUCAGGACGGGGAGGGUUUCAGUGGCGUGUGGGCUGGAGAAUAUAAGAAGUAUGGUGAGAAGAAAGAAGUCAGUGUGGAGGUUUGUGGCCAUUCAGAUGCUGGGACACUGUAUGAGCGAAUCCGCUUGGAGAAACUCCCAUAUGUCCACAGAGCUGUCACCAUCACCAUGGACUCAAAAGGUCGAAAUUUUGGAGUGCUUCAGGCAGACCCCAAAACAAGCCUGUAUGAGAUUCCCAGCAUUUCUCCAUCCUCCCUCUCCCAACACUUCCGGAGCCUUCUGGAUGAGGCAGAUGAAAUGGACAGCAUCCACGACGUGACUCUUCAGGCCGGCAAUCGCACCUUCCCUGCUCACAAGUACAUCUUGUCAAUGAGGUCCGAGUUCUUCCGGAAGCUGUUCAUAUCCGAGCACAGUGAAGUUGGUGAUGAUCUCGAUCAGGAAGUGAGGAAGAGCGAAGAUGCUGUGGGCUGCGACUUACUCAUUUUGGAAAAAAUCCCACCAGACAUGCUCGAAUACGCCCUCCACUUCAUCUACACAGACUCCUGUGAGCUGCUGGUGCAAGGAGCCCGGCCAAGGGUCUCAGCUGCCCUGAUUGGGCAAAAUCAGGAUUCAGAGCAGGAGAGGCUUAUCAGCAGCCUGCAGGACCUGGGCCUGAGAGGCGGUUCAGCCCUGGAGGUGUACCGCUCCCUUCCCCCUGCUACCAAAGAAGAUGGCAACAAGGCCAAGAGCAAGGGCUCCAAGUCUGGCAAGAAGGCGAAAGGAGGCAGAGGUGACAAGGCGAGAGCCAAUGAAGGAGGGGCCAACCCUGUUAAAACCUUGCAGGGCGUUGCAAAGAAGCUCGGCCUGGGCAGCCUGUCUGCACGACUGGAUGGAGUCAAAUAUGAAAAUGGAAAAAUUGUUGUCAAUCACAAGAAAACUUGCAACAAAUCCAAAUUCUACCAGAGGAAAUGCUCCUACCUCUGUGAUGUUACUCUUAAAUCUGAAGACGGCAAAGAAUUUCCUUGUCACAAAAGUAUCCUCUGUGCAAGACUGGAAUAUUUCAACAGUAUGCUUGGAAACCCCUGGAUUGAGGCCACAUCCUGUAAUGCACUGGAGAUGCCGAUCAGCUCAGAGACCCUGCAGGUCAUUCUCGAGUAUAUUUAUACAGAUGAGUCUCCCACCAUCAAAGAGUGUCUGAAUGUAGAGUUUGUCUGCAGCGUACUGGUUGUGGCCGACCAGCUGCUCAUCACACGACUGAAGGAAAUGUGCGAGGUCGUCAUCACUGAGAAAUUGACUCUGAAGAACGCUGCAGAGCUGCUGGAGUUUGCCGCCGUGUACAACGCAGAGCAGCUCAAACUCUCCUGUCUCCAGUUCAUUGUGCUCAACAUGGCCGCCCUGCUCGAGUCAAAAGCUCUGGAUAUUCUUAGUGAUGAGGUGCUUGUGGAUCUCUCUGCAGCUUACAUUCAGAUGAUUCCAGCCAUGCAAAGGAGAGUGAUCACUCCGUUCAGUGGAGCUCCAGACCUCAGUGUGUAUGGAGAUGAAAAUUUGGACUCAGCCUUAAGCCAUAAACCAGAGGAAGAACUUGAUCACUCCACCAGGGAUAUCCUGUUAAAGAAGGCAAAGAUGAAGGCUAAAAAGAAACCAAGGCGUCGGUCUGACAGCUCAGGGGGCUACACUCUCUCUCAUAUCAUCCAAAGCCCACCUGUUGCAGUGGUCCCCCAGAGCCUGGUGAAGACAGGCAAGGCAAACUCCACUGAGUCUCUGCAGGAGCUGCUCACAUCAGAUUCUGAGGGCAGCUACAUGGGGCUAGGCAGUCCCAGGGACGUGCAGUCACCUGUCUUCCAUGACAGAGCUGAGGACGAGAAGGCUCUCAGUCAAAAGCUGAAGACUCCACCCAGCACCCCAACGUCACUGAGAAAUGGCCUCUCAACUUCCCCCAACUCUGCAUCACAACUCAUCCCCAAGGUCCGUCCCAGCCCUGCUCAUCCACCUCCAGUCUUGGAUCUGAGAACCAUCAUGGACAUGGAAGCCAACUCUCUGCCGACACUUGGAGCAACUCCUAAAAGUCCUGGAAGUGUCAGCACCAUCAUGAAGCUGUCCCCCGUUCCAACUAAACUGUCCCAGAAGCAGAGGAAGAUGCUGGCCAUGGCCAACAAGGAGGCCAGUGUGGAGUCCACAGCUUCCAAACCAACCCCCACAGUUACCCCAUCCAAAAGCAGUGGGAAGGCCUGGGCUACAGCACCUCAGUCCCCUCCCUCCUCAUGCUCAUUUCGGGCUCUGCUGGAGGAGGAGGAGAACCGUCUAAUCAAAGUGGGACAAACUGGAAUACAGCGGGCUCAAGGCGUUCCGGUGUCACCUGUCACCCCUACACCUGCUGCCAGGAGGGUCACGUUUAAAUCUGAAAGCAACGAGUCAGAGCGAGCCCCUGGGCCCUGGGUGCUUGGUGCAGCGGGCAGCCCUCCUGUCUACUCCCAGGUGGCCUUUGCCUCCAUCGUAGAGGAGGAGAAGGAACAGGAAGCCGCUCUGAUCCGCAGCCGAGAGAAGCCGCUGGCACUAAUCCAGAUUGAAGAGUGCGCCAUCCAAGACCUCCUGCUCCAUUAUAAGGCUCGUGACAACCCUGAUGAGCUGAUAGUGGUGGAGAGGUCUUCCAGGGGUCCCAUUGCAGCCCCAACCUGGAACAAACACUGAUAUAUAACAGCACAGACCACAUACCAUCAAAGUGAAAACAUCCCUUGGAGUUGUCAUUGUAAUGUUGGCAGGGUUCCUGCUGCAGCUUCAUCCAACCCUCACAUAUCAUCAGAUCCAUCAGUCUGUGUUAAGUCCAGUUGGAGAUAUGAGACUGAGGCAAAUCUUUGCUUCUUUGUGCAGUGUUACUUUAACUUCUGUUUUAUUGCUGCUCAACAUUUUGUGUUUGUUUGCGCACGACAGAGUGAGUGUUGUUCAUGACUGAAUGUGGUCCUGAAGAGUUGUUUUUGAGCCAGGGAUUACUUAUGCACAUUUUUAAGUUAAGAGUUAAAUUAUGUUAAAAACACAUUUCACCAAAAACAUUGCUAGUUAUAUGAAGAUGAGGCUGCCAAAGAAAAAGUAGUAGGAAUGUUGAAGCCCCAAAAUGGGUCCAAACUACAUCCCUUUGAGCAUUUUUGUUUUAAAUCAGUGAAAGCUCUCAAUGCUAAUUAAGGAAAUAACAGUGCCAAUGAUCAACCUUGGCAGAGCAGAUCAGCUGUGCUUAAGUAAAGUGAAGUGUUUACUAAGGCUGUACCUUCAGUUUCUUUUCAUGGUCCUUUUGCCUUUCUUAUACAUUGUUUUUUUUGCAUAUGCUGAUUUGCAGUGACAUUGAAAUGUAAUGUAAACUGAUGUUUAAAAUGCAUAUUUAAUAUAUGCUAAGUGAUGCAGUUGCAGUGCACCAUUGUCAAUGCUCAGUAGGGUUUAUUUUGUGGAACUGUCUGUCUAGCCUUUAAAGUUACUACAAGAGUGUUUUAAAGGAGGUGGUCUGCCUUAAAUGAUGACAACACAGAUACAGCAGCUAUAGAAUAUAACAUUUUGUUCAACCUUUUCUUUCCUUCAUUAGUUGUUCUAGUCUCCUGGUUGUUGUUUUUUUUGGCCUGGAGCCGGUGUAAGCUGAGUAGGUCACUUGGUUCUUGACCAUGUUAUGUUGUCUUGACUUGCCAUUUGUUUGUAUGUGUGGGUGAGACACGGAUGUGAAGCGAAAAAGGCAUGCAUUAAAAUGUCUAACAUGUCAAAUGA
Molecule: messenger RNA, 5748 nt
Organism: Limanda limanda (common dab)
Lineage: Eukaryota; Metazoa; Chordata; Actinopteri; Pleuronectiformes; Pleuronectidae
Gene: ibtk
Product: inhibitor of Bruton agammaglobulinemia tyrosine kinase
Exons: 29
Coding region: 664-4692 (1342 amino acids)
Biological process (GO): negative regulation of protein phosphorylation
Cellular component (GO): nucleoplasm; cytoplasm
Molecular function (GO): protein tyrosine kinase inhibitor activity; protein kinase binding
Source: RefSeq, a predicted model, not a curated record